GCGGGCUUAUAAAGGCAGGGAGGGCAGCGAGGCAGCUGGAGAGGCUGCUGGACAGAGCCUGGUGCUGAAGCCGGUAGAGAGCAGCAGCGGCGGCAGCAGCAGCAGCACCGGCGGCGCUGUCGAGGACCCCCCCGCCCCGCUCGCCCAUGGCAGGGAAGCAGCAGCCCCCGUAUCUGCACCUGGCCGAGCUGACGGCGUCCCAGUUCCUGGACAUCUGGAAGCACUUCGACGCGGACGGAAAUGGCUACAUCGAAGGGAAGGAGCUGGAGAACUUCUUCCGAGAGCUGGAGAGUGCCAGGAAGGGAGCAGGAAUGGGAUCCAAAAACGUCAACUUCGGGGAGAAGAUGCAGGAGUUCAUGCGGAAAUACGACAAGAAUGCAGAUGGCAAAAUUGAAAUGUCUGAGCUGGCACAGAUCUUGCCCACGGAGGAGAAUUUCCUGCUGUGUUUCCGACAGCAUGUUGGCUCCAGUGCCGAAUUCAUGGAGGCCUGGCGGAAGUAUGACACGGAUCGCAGCGGCUACAUAGAAGCCAACGAGCUCAAGGGGUUCCUGUCGGACUUGUUAGAGAAAGCAAACAGGCCCUACGAUGAGCCCAAGCUGCAGGAAUACACACAGACCAUUCUGCGGAUGUUUGACUUGAAUGGGGAUGGGAAACUCUGCCUCUCUGAGAUGUCCAGGUUGCUGCCUGUGCAGGAGAACUUCCUCCUCAAAUUCCAGGGGAUGAAACUAGAUUCGGAGGAAUUCCAUGCCAUCUUUGCAUUUUAUGACAAGGACGGAAAUGGCUUCAUUGACGAGAAUGAGCUGGACGCCCUGCUGAAGGACCUCUAUGAGAAAAACAAGAAGGAGAUGAGCAUCCAGCAGCUCACCAACUACAGAAAGAGCAUUAUGAAUCUGUCCGAUGGGGGAAAGCUUUACCGCAAGGAACUGGAGAUCGUACUCUGCAAUGAGCCCCCCCUGUAAAAGAGGAGCUGCCCCCUUCACCACUCUCUCGCCCUGCCCUGCCACUACCACAAAGGCAACUGAAGAGGCCACAAUGACACGUGAAGGAAGGACCAUUGUCUGACCUGCAUCUGGGUGAUCCUCCCAACCCCGCAAGGCUUGGCUCGCUGAUGCGCUUGUGACUUUGGCAACAGAACCUCUGCCAGAUGGUGGGGGAAGGGUAGCGCUGCAUGACCUCCCUACUGGGGGCUCCAAUCUAGACUUCUUUUCCCAGCCCUGCUUGUUUCUCUCUUUUAGUUAUGAUAGUUUGUGUCUUGUAAAUCCCCAUAUCGGGAGAGGGUGUUCUUUUGCUCUUGAUUUUUAUCUUUUGCCUUCUUUUCAUGUUCAGUCUUCUUGUUUACCAAAGAAGAGUUACAAAUAAAAUGGAUGUUCUGCUACAGGA
This is a messenger RNA of Hemicordylus capensis (graceful crag lizard), 1380 nucleotides long. RefSeq names its product calbindin 2 (gene CALB2). Gene Ontology annotation, cellular component: nucleus; cytosol; synapse. The transcript is spliced from 11 exons. The coding region runs from base 147 to 959 and encodes 270 amino acids. Gene Ontology annotation, molecular function: calcium ion binding. Gene Ontology annotation, biological process: regulation of long-term synaptic potentiation; regulation of presynaptic cytosolic calcium ion concentration. NCBI's taxonomy places the organism in Eukaryota, Metazoa, Chordata, Lepidosauria, Squamata, Cordylidae. The record is from RefSeq and is a predicted model, not a curated record.